This is a messenger RNA of Miscanthus lutarioriparius, 3852 nucleotides long. Lineage: Eukaryota; Viridiplantae; Streptophyta; Magnoliopsida; Poales; Poaceae. The record is from the annotation of a GenBank genome assembly.
AUGGCCACGGCGCCCCUCGCCUUCCGCCUCCCCUUCCCAUUCCCCUCCGCCUCCCGCCCUCCGCCUUCCAGAAUCCUAGCCCCUCCCAACCCCCGCCGCCUCCCUCUACGCCUCGCCGCCGCGGCCGCACGACGGUUCCGCCCGCCCACCGCCGACGAUGAACCUCCUGAGGCCGCGGAGGACUCUUCCCAUGGCCUCAACCGCUACGACCAGCUUGCGCGCAGCGUGGAGCGUGCCCGGAGCCGCCAGCCGGAGAUCACCCCCGACAACCCGCUCUUCUCGUCCCCCUCCCCGGCCGGAGGCGGCGGCGGAGGCAGCUACGACCCUGACGACGAGUUCUUCGACGAAAUUGACCGCGCCAUCGCGGAGAAGAGAGAGGAGUUCACUCGGCGCGGACUCAUCAAGCCGUCCCCUGCUUCGCCACCGCCGUCGUCGUCGCAAUCGCAGCCGGAGGACGAGGACCUCGCCGACGAGCUCUCCCCUGAGGAGGUGAUUGAUCUCGAUGAGAUUCGGAAGCUUCAGGGACUCAGUGUUGUAUCCGUGGCGGACGAGGAGGAUGAGGAGGUGGAGGGGGGCGAGGACGAGAACGGAGACGAUGGAUUGCCGCUCGACGAGAACGGGGAAGGCUUUGAUGUGGCCGAGGAGCUCGGCCUCGAGGGGGCUAGGAUGCGGCAACCGACCUUCCAUAUGACGCUGGCUGAACUCCUUGACGAGAGCAAGCUCGUCCCGGUGGCCGUGACGGGUGACCAGGAUGUCGCGCUCGUAGGGGUGCAGCGCGACGCCAGCCUGGUGGCGGCGGGCGACCUCUUUGUGUGCGUGGGAGAGGACGGGCUCGCGGGGCUCACCGAGGCCGACAAGCGUGGGGCCGUUGCCGUCGUAGCCGAUCAGGACCUCAACAUCGAGGGCACCCUGGCCUGCCGCGCGCUGGUCAUUGUGGACGACAUUUUGGCCGCCCUCCGCGUGCUCCCUGCCUGCCUCUACAGGCGGCCGUCGACGGACAUGGCUGUCAUAGGUGUCACUGGCACAGACGGCGUAACUACCACAACUCACCUCGUCAAAGCAGUGUAUGAGGCCAUUGGGGUGAGGACUGGCCUGGUGGGCGUUCUUGGGGCCUAUGCCUUCGGCAGCAACAAGCUUGAUGCACGGCCUGAUGCAUCUGGUGACCCCAUUGCUGCGCAGAAGCUGUUGGCGACAAUGUUACACAAUGGCACUGAGGCAGUUGUGUUGGAGACAGCCACUGAUGGGAUGCCUCCAUCUGGUGUGGGCAGUGAGAUAGAUUAUGAUAUUGCUGUUUUGACUAAUGUUAGGCACACUGAUGGGGAGGAUGGCAUGACCUAUGAGCAGUAUAUGAGCAGCAUGGCCUUUCUGUUCUCCAGAAUGGUGGACCCUGAGCGCCAUCGUAAGGUGGUGAAUAUUGAUGAUCCAUGCGCCCCAUUCUUCGCAGCACAAGGAGGGCAUGAUGUCCCUGUGGUGACAUAUUCGUUUGAGAACAAGAAAGCUGAUGUGCACACUCUCAAAUACCAGCUUUCCCUGUUUGAGACGGAGGUUUUAGUUCAGACGCCACAUGGGAUCCUCGAGAUCUCCUCUGGGCUGCUUGGAAGAGAUAACAUCUACAACAUCCUUGCAACUGUGGCAGUUGGCAUUGCAGUGGGUGCACCACUGGAGGACAUAGUCAGGGGCAUAGAAGAGGUGGAUGCGAUCCCAGGCCGGUGUGAGCUAAUCGAUGAGGAGCAAGCCUUUGGGGUAAUCGUUGAUCAUGCGAGGACACCAGAAGCUCUGUCGAGGCUUCUGGAUGGUGUAAGGGAGCUGGGACCACGCCGGAUUGUCACUGUUGUUGGAUGUUGCGGAGAGAAAGAAAGAGGGAAGAGGCCGGUGAUGACAAAGAUCGCGGCUGAUAAAAGUGAUGUUGUCAUGUUGACAUCAGACAAUCCAGCAAACGAAGAUCCAUUAGAUAUCCUAGAUGAUAUGUUGGCAGGAGUAGGGUGGACCAUGGAAGAAUACUUGAAAUAUGGUGCUAAUGAUUAUUACCCACCCCUUCCAAAUGGGCAUAGGCUAUUCCUACAUGAUAUUAGAAGAGUUGCAGUGCGAGCUGCUGUUGCAAUGGGCGAACAAGGCGAUGUGGUGGUUAUCACUGGCAAAGGGAACGAUACUUAUCAGAUUGAAGGCGAUAAAAGUGAGUUUUUUGACGACAGAGAAGAGUGCCGAGAAGCAUUACAAUACGUCGAUCAAUUGCAUCGAGCUGGAAUAGACACCUCAGAGUUCCCUUGGCGACAAGGAGCUCUUUUAAACCUAGGCUUCACGGCGAACUCUGCGAAGGAGUUGGCGGCAGCGAUGGAGAAGGUGUUCGUCGUGCUGCCGGCGGAGUUCAAGGCGGGACAGUCCACGCUGUCGUGGGUUCUCGAUCAUUUCGGCGGCGGCAGAACCACGGUUGUGAUCACACAUGUGCAUGUCCCGCCAGAGAUGAUUCCAGUGAUGGGAGUUAAAUUCCACUCUAGUAAACUGAGUCCGAAGCAAGUGAAACUGUUCAGAAGGAUCGAGCAUGAGAAAGUGGAUAAACAGCUAGACGGAUAUGUUCAUCAAUGCUUAAAAAUGAAGGUCAAAUGUGAGAAACUAAUUUUUGAGAAGGAAGACGUUGUAGCUGGUCUGGUUGAACUCAUUGUCUUGCAUAAAGUCACUAAGCUAAUUAUUUCAGGUGCUGCAGACAGGCAAUAUUCAAGAAAAAUGGACAAACCUAAAUGUAAGACAGCAACAGAAAUUAUGCAGAGAGCUGAUCCAUCAUGCAAGAUUUGGUGUGUUUGCAAGGGACAACUAAUCUGUACCAGGGGUGAGGAAGAGGAGAUUGCACCAUCAGCCACACCUUUUCUCCCUGAUUUUGAUCACCAAGCUCUGCAGUUAGUACCCUACCAGAAAGAGGACGACGUCAAGUCGGAGUUGGGGUUGUACGAUGAGCUCAAAGAGGCAUGCAUAGCAGCUGAGAACUUGAUGAAGAGAGCCCUAAACGAAUCUUCCAGGCGCCAAAAGGCAGAUGGAGAAGUGGCCUCUGCUCUUCAGAAAGCAAAGGAAUACCAGGAGUUGUACUUAGAGGAGACGAGAAAGCGUGAAGAGCUUGAAGGAGCUCUUGCUAGAGCACACCGAGAGAUCGCUCGGUUAAGGAAAACAAACCAGGUGCCCGUGGACGAGCAAAACACGGCAACAGACGAACUCCAGGAGGCAAUGUCAGAGAGAUCGUCCCUGGAAGGCCACGUCGUCGACGUGGAUGCCGUUUUCGGAACGGCCGGUCAAGUAACUGAGGCACAGAAGGAGCAUGUCCAGAUACAAAUCGAUCUGGGCACCGGUGAAAGGGACCUGGAACUGGAAAUUCAAGCGCUGCUCAACCAGAGCAAACUGGCCGCGUUCUCGCCGUCGUCCGUCAUUGAGUCGCCCUACGACGAAGAUCGCGUCCCGUCCUACUUCCUCUGCCCGAUCCUUCAGGAGCCCAUGAGGGAUCCCCACGUCGCGGCAGACGGGUUCACGUACGAGGGCGACGCCAUCAGAGGCUGGCUGGACGGAGGGAACGAUGCGUCCCCCGUGACCGGGCAGCCGCUCGCGCACCGGGAGCUGGCACCGAAUCUCGCGCUUGGUGCCGUGUUCCAAGAUUACACGGCGAUGAAGCGGCGGCACUACCGAUUCGGCGAUUCGCAUGACACCGUUGCUGCACUUCAAUUUUUUCCUCUCCUGUGGGCAGUGAGCGGUGAGCUGCGCUUGCCAGGCACAGAUCACGCCGCGCCCGUUUGCAGGCUCCUGUACAGUUUGUGCGUACAAGACUACAAGUGGAUUGAGAAAACUGAAUUCUGGGGUAUCAAAGCAGAUUGA